Molecule: messenger RNA, 3021 nt
Organism: Micropterus salmoides (largemouth bass)
Lineage: Eukaryota; Metazoa; Chordata; Actinopteri; Centrarchiformes; Centrarchidae
Gene: ccr10
Product: chemokine (C-C motif) receptor 10
Exons: 2
Coding region: 151-1269 (372 amino acids)
Biological process (GO): G protein-coupled receptor signaling pathway; immune response
Cellular component (GO): membrane
Molecular function (GO): G protein-coupled receptor activity
Source: RefSeq, a predicted model, not a curated record
GACAAAAACAACCAACUCAGGGGUAUGGCAAGGUCAGCAAAACACAGAUGGUUUCAUUGGCUGGAGGUGGUUAAGGUUUAGCCCGCAGGCUUGUUCUUAAGAGUGCCUGCAUCUCAAAUCUGCCACACACAAAGGAGGAGGACUUAGGACAUGAUUAGCACCCCAAACAUUACAGCAAUGGACCCCAUCAGCCAGGACUAUGAUGAUGGCUAUUACUACUUCAAUGACUCGUACAUGAAUAUGAGUAACACCACAUACGAUUACGAACAGUCUGGCUGGUGUGAUGCAGGUGAACAGGAGCUCACUAUCAAAAUUUUCCAGACUUGUGUGUUCUGCCUGAUCUUCCUGCUGGGCGUGGUGGGAAACUGCUUGGUGAUUGCCACCUUUGUUCUCUACCGCUGCCUCCGGCUUCGCUCCAUGACCGACGUCUUUCUGUUCCACCUGGCGCUGGCUGACCUUCUCCUGCUCCUCACGCUCCCAUUACAAGCCGUCGACACUCACCUGGGUUGGAUCCUCACCGUUCCCCUCUGCAAGGCCACGCGUGCAUGCUACGCCAUCAACACUUACAGUGGGCUUAUGCUGCUGGCCUGCAUCAGCAUUGACCGCUACAUGGUGGUGGCACGAGCCCAGCAGAUGCUCAGGCUACGCGAUCAGAUAUUAACAGGCGGGAAAGUAGCUGCUGUAGGGGUGUGGGUUGUUGCGGUGCUCCUAAGCCUGCCUGAAAUCCUCUUCUCCGGGGUGAGUGAGGGAUACUGCGGCAUGCUUAACAGCGGAAGUGUCAAAAUGGCUACCAAUGGAGCAAUCAUUGCUGUCUUCUGCCUGUCCCUCUUCAUUAUGGUGACAUGCUACUCUUGCAUUGCUCACGUGUUGUGGGGAGGGCACACAAAUCGGCGGGGGAAGCAGUGGCAUCGUCAGCGUACGUUGAAGCUGAUGGUGGCUCUGGUGCUGGUUUUUCUGGUAUUCCAGCUGCCGUACACCGUGGUGCUGUCAUGGAAAAUGGCUGGGCAGUUCUGCGGUCUCCUGUUGGAGUACAUCACCUGCACUUUGGCGUACACCCGCUGCUGCCUCAACCCUAUCUUGUACGCCCUGGUAGGCGUGCGCUUCCGCAACGACGUACUGAGGCUCCUCCAUGAUUCAAGCUGCUCUCAUGGGCUCAAGCUGGUGCCACAGAGAGCGAGCUUCAUCUCCAACUCUUCAGCUUACUCUCCAACAUACUCCAGCAAUGACGCAGUGCCUGCCACCAAAUUUCAGUUUUCAGGAACCAAAUAAUAUUUUGUGGAAUGCACUAUAAAUUGCUGUCCGCUUUGCGUUGUUUGUAUCCAUGUAUCCCUACAGUAAAUGGUGUGUAUAGUUAGCAGUGGACUGAAAAAUAACAAUGAGUUGCAAAGAUAUGCAUAUAAUCAUUGGGGCUGUCGGUCAGUUGAAUUGUUUCAGUACCAGUGUAAAUACUACAUCCGCUAUAUUUUAAACUAAUUUUUAUGUGAUGUUUCUUUAUUAUUCACUUGUAACCCAUUUGUCCCGAGCUUAGUUGCAGUCAUGAGUUUUAAAUACACAUUGCUGUUGCCACAUUUCAUGUGUUACGCAAGAAGUCUUAAGGUUUGAUACCCAGCUCUAGUCAUAAUUUGUCACGUUGGCAUUACGGCCAAAAACGGUCACAAAGACAGUAUUUGGUCACACUUUGUUUGUCAAUUCCAGAUUUGUUAUUUCAGCUGUCAAGUGACAAAAAGGCAGAUGGUCAGUCACGUACUUUCGUAACGCUCACCACAACCUUAUUUGCACCCAUAAAAACAGCAGCACCUUAUUUUUAUUUCAAGGAACUGGAAUCCUAUUAAAUGCUUUCAUGAUGUUGAGGGGAAUUUUUUGCUGUCAAAUUCAAACCUUUUGAUUGCAGGUUGUGUUUCAGAUUUGGCUUUUUCAGGAAAGUGUGUCUCUGAGGAGUGUUCUCAGUCUCUGUAUAUACUGUAUAUAUUUUUGGAUAUUAUUUUUGUUUGGCCAGGGUUUGAAUCUAUUGUCUGUAAAGUCAGUGUAUAAGAGAGUGGCCUAUGAAUAUUUGCUAUAUUGUUGUAAUUUCUCUGAACUGGAUUUAAAUCUUAACCUCAACCCAAACCUGACUUUAUUUUUAACCAAACCCUGACACGGAAACAAAAACUAGACUUUUUUUCCCCCCACACUUUUGUAUCACUUGGUACUAAAUAGACCGUGGCCAGAGAUCAUUAUUACAAGUUUCUUAUAAUUAUUUUCUUCAAAACAAUACAAGGUGCUUCUACCACCCUUGACAUAUUUCUAAGAUAAGAUUUAUCUUAAAUGCCAGAGAUGUAGAAACGGUUAUACGUGCCUUUAUCUCCUCUUGCCUGCAUUAUUGCAACAGCCUGGUCUCAUGUCGAAAUCAAAAAACUGAACCGUUUACAGAUUGUGCAGAUCUUAGCUGCCGGUUUAUUAGUCCAAACUAGGAAGUAGGCCCACAUCACACUGAGUUUAGAGAUCUUAUUGAUUACUGUUAAAGCUGUUUUUGGCCUUUUAAAAAGAAGUUUUUCCUUGCCUCCGUCUCCUAGUGCUGCUCUUGGUGGGAACUGUUGGGCUUCUGUAAAUAGCAUCAUAGAGUACGGUCUAGACCUGCUCUUUUAUGAAAAGCGCUGUGAGAUAACUGUUGUUGUGAUUUGGCGCUAUAUAAAUAAAAUUUGAAUUGAAUUUUCAUCAGGUCCUGAAGCUCUGGAAUGACCUGCAUGAGGAAAUCAGGUUGUCGAAGUCGGUGUCUUCUUUUAAAUCCCUCCUGAAAAUGAAUUUCUUGCAGGAAAGCGUUAUCUGAGUUUAUCUGAGCUGCUAUCCUGUUUGUCUGAAUUUCCUGCUUAACCCUUUAUCUGUACAUUAUGUCAUAUUUUGUUUCUCAUUGACUUUUAUUGAUAUCUUGUCUUUUAAGUCCCUGUGAAGUAGUAGUUUUUAAUAAGUGCUCUACAAAAGUUUAUUGUUAUUAUUGUCUCUAUUCAUUUGUUUGGUAAGAUUAAACUUUGAUGCAUUUAAUAA